AUGACUACCCUAGCGAAUGAUGAAGAUCUUUUUGCUUCCCUCUCUGAAGGUUUGGAAGUAGAAGAGACCCUUGUCGUGCUUCCUUCGAAUGGUUCUGAACAACACGACACAAAAUAUGACCUUGGUAACAAUACAAAUGAUGAACCAUCGGAAAUAUUUUUGCCUAUGCCUAUUCAUCAAGUCGCCUCUCCACUGCUACCACACAUUUCCUCUCCAACCGUAUCCAAUCCCAUUCGAUUAAUGGAACAUCCAUAUGAUCUACCAACACGAAUGGAUCUCGUUUCCAUACAAACAAUAUCAGUGGAACAUCAUUUAAAAACAAAUAUACCUAUCCCAUGGGAUGGUAAUAAUGAUUUCGUGCAAAUUAGCACUGUUAUUAAUCCAAAUCCACAGUGGAUACUACGUGGAUACGCAGAUCAACAUAGAGAAAUGGAAGCCAUUGUGCAACGGUUACAUCAAUUAGUAAAUGAAACAAAUGAACAAGAAAAGCGAGUAGAAAGAGAGACAAUAAACUCUAUCAACAAACUUAUUUCCAAAAUAUGGUUAACAAUGAAAGUGGAAAAAAACCAAAAGAAUGGAACUCGAUUUAUUACAUGUUUGAACGAUUUACUGAACAGGCAAACGAAUCAUCUCUUGGAAGAUUUUAAAAAGUCUCUCCAUGAUAAAUCUCGAUCACUCGUCGAAGUCGGAUGUAUACGAAUGAUGGUUCGAUAUGACGAUGAAUUGAAGAAGUUAACAGAAACUUUUUUGGAAAAAAAAGUAAUUGAACAAUCCUUUGAAAAAAUGACAUGCGCUGCCUAUUCCGAAUUUAAUCAAAUGUUAAAAAGCGAAAUACUUCAACAAGAGAAUGGUAUUCAUGGAGAUGUUUCCAAGGUAUUAGAUCAUCAUUUAGAGAAACUAGAAGAUCAAUUAACUUCAGAAGCAGUAUAUAUUGGUACAGACAAAGAAAAUUUUACAUUAUUGUCAAGUCUUUUAAAACGAUCGGAACUCUUUUGUUACUGUGACACAUUUGGUCUACCGUUAUUCAAAGAAUCUAUUAAGAUACUAGAAAAAAUAGAUCAACAUCCUGUAGUUAGUAUUUCAACACCAACUGGCUCUGGAAAGUCCACUUUACUUCCCUUAUUACUCACUGCCCAUGGCUAUGAUAAAAUAUUAGUAACACAACCACGUCGUCUGGCAUGUAAUCUUCUAUCAACACGAGUAAAUGAUAAAGUAAAGAAACGAAUUAGUGGAUGGGCAGUCGCAGGCGCUCGAUCAAAAAACGAUUCCAAUACGCAAAUUAUUUAUCUUACUGAUGGACUUCUUAAAACAUACUUACAAUUAAGUGAAGGAAACAUUUUCAAUCUAGUUGAAGAAUGUAAACAGGGAAUUGUAUAUUUCAUCGAUGAAGUCCAUGAAAGAUCGAUUAACAUCGAUCUUUGCGUGGCUUUUCUUUCUCGUUUACUAACACAGUAUGAUUUGAAAGGCAAAAUCAAGGUUAUAAUCUCUUCUGCUACGUUAGAUCCUUCUUUUGAAAAAGUCUUUCACCAUAUCAAUUAUCACAGUCUAAAAAUUUCGAUAAGACCCUUCUACAAUGUUAUAGUACACAAAAAUUCAAGAGAGAAUCUGUUCGAUUUAAUUGAACGUCUCUUCAAAGAUAUUAAACGAGGAGAACAAAUCUUAUGUUUUGUUAAAUCAACGAGCGAUGUUUACCAUUCAAUAAAACUACUUGAUCAAUUGAAGAAACUUCUAUCCUAUCCUCUUGUUGAAUCUCAGUCUCCUCUCACUCAACAAAAACUGAUUGCGGAAAAACAGAUUUUCUUUUCAACUACCGUCGCACAAACUUCUCUGACUUUUCCUGCUCUCAAAUAUGUGAUUGACACUGGUAUAAUCAAUAUGCCCAUCUAUGAUGCACAGACAGACACGACCAUUCUCACCGAAUUGCCUGCUUCUCAUUCAACGAUUACGCAACGAAAAGGUAGAGUAGCACGAACUCAAGAAGGUGAGUAUUUUCCAUUGUACAAUCCCCACGUGGAGCGUCCUGAUUUUACUACACCACAAAUUUAUCAAACGGAACUAAGCGAUGUUGAUUUUGCAUUGCGGAAAUCAUCGGAAGAAAAAGAUUCGCUUGCAACAUUCAAACAAUGGUUGCCUGAUCAACCAAGUCAAGUUAUCAUUGUUCGAGCUCGUGAUCGAUUAAAAAAACUUGGUAUUUUGAACUGCAAUGAACGAUUCUCGGAUGAUGGAAAAGCUAUUGCAAAACUGCCGGACUUUGGUAGCAUUUCGAUGAAAAUAUCCGUUUAUUUUGGUCUUACUAAAGAAAAAUGUGGUCAAGAUAUGAUUCGUCUAGCCGCUAUUCUCAGUGUUCUAAACAAUACUUUCAUUUUAGGUAAACUUCCUCUUCAAUUCAAGCAAGAAGAAGAAGGUGACUAUAUGUCUCUUCUUACCAUGAUGAAUACUAUCAUUGAAAACCCAAAUAUGAUCAACAAUAAUGAGUUGGACGACAUCGAUCACUUACUUCGCCGUGCAUUAUUACGUUGGGAAACAUUUCAAAGAUUUUUCAAAAUUAAUGAAGACGAACAUUUAAGAAAUCUUUCACAAACUUUUUCAGGAAAAUGGUCGUACAUAGCACGUGCAUUGCUCGCUGGACAUAGUGAAAAUGUCUAUGUAGCUUUGAAAGAACUAAAUGGAAGAAUCCAUCAAUAUUGUCGUUAUAACGAUGUCACUGAAGAGGAAACACGCAAACAAAUAGCAAAACUCGAUAAAGCAACAACACUUUCUCGACUACCGCAACCCUCAAUAGUUCUUGCACGAGAUGUAAUAUGUACAACAGACGUACGAAAACUUAGCAUUUUAUCCUUUAUCGGUUCCAUUCAGCCUGCUUGGCUUGACAAAAGUUUGAUACGCAAAUUCGAAUUAACAAGCAAAGAAAUAAUUUAUUUCCAAACAAAUAUACGGCCCAGUGAUGAUUUUAAACUAGUUUCACAACACGUUUGUAAUACGGUAGAUAAUAAAGCCCUUGAGUUAAGUGGAAAUGCAGGACAAGUGUUUGAAACAGAACGCUUUAUAUGUCAACAACUGAUCCGACCACAUGAUUGGAAUUUAGUAGAUGAUGAUCAAUUAUGUCGCGAUAAAAAUUUAAAAAUGAACGUUGAAAGUAUAAGAAAAGGUCUAUCAAUGUUUUUCCCACUGAUAUGGAGAUUUGAGAAUGAAAAACAGGCUAUCGUUCGUGUCAUGAAAGAUGGAAUAUAUAGUUGUAAAAUAUUAGUGGAAAGUCGUGAUAAAGAUAAUGAAACGAUAAGAGAGGAAUUUGAUUAUUUUGUCAAAUGGCUCCGUAAAUGUGUAUCAAUCCAACAUUUACAUUCGGGUAUUUCACCUCAGCGUCUACAGAAACCCGAUGCAGAAAUCGAAGAAAGAAUCAGACUAGUUGCCGAUCCUGGACGAACACAAGUCGACCUAAUGCAGGAUGUUCUAUAUGGAAGCCGGGAAAUUCGUAUGCAAGUUGUCGCAUGGAUUGCUGUCGUUGAGUUUGAUUGUAAAUUAGAAGGCGGUUUCAUACGAGAUUGGAUUAUUGAUCAUCGUUCUUCACGACCAUCAAAUCUUGAUCCAAAGAUAUGGAUGACAUUCAAUCCAAAAACUGGACUACCUGAACUUGAUUCGAAUUUAGUUCCAGCUGAUUUGGAUUGUUAUUUGCCAUUGGAUAAAUAUUUUGAUCUAGAACACUUUAUCGAUAGAAUGCAUCCUUUUAAGAUAAAAGUGAAACCAUUUCGUCAACCAUGGCGUUAUGUUCUUCUUUUUGAUGAAGAUGCUCCAACUGGACCUUUUAUCAUGGACUUAAUCGAACCACACAUCGCUCUAACCCAUGAUCGCAUCGAUUUCAAUGUAAACAAUCUAUAUGUGAAACGUGGUUUUACACGAGAAUUGGGACAAAGAAUCGAUCUAAGUGAACCUCCUUGUUCAAUUCAGUUGGAUGAUAUAAUCGAUGAUAUACGUAAAUAUCAGUUUCGAAUACUUCGACCGAUUGAUGAAUUUAUGGAAGAACGAAUUGUUAAGAUGAAACGACGUGGUUAUAAACAAAUAGGUGAACCAUUUUCUAUCAUUCCUACGCCUCCUAGUAAAUAUAGAAUGGUUUCAGUUGAAUUAUCUUCUCACUCGCCCGAGUAUAAACGGAUACAAGAAAAAUUUCGAGAAAAAUUGUCCGAUUAUUAUAUUUUUUCAAUUGAAGAAAUAAAAAAUGAUGAAAUACAAAAAGCAUAUGAAGCUAUGAAAUGUAUAAUCGCUCAUGAGUGUCCAAAUAGUAAUUCAAACGAAAUGAAAUUGUUUCAUGGCACUAGAACGCGAAACAUAAAUAGUUUAUUAGAGAAUGGUUUUGAUGACCGAUAUUUUAACAUCGAAGCGCAUUAUGCUGACGAUCCAUCAAAAUCUCAUGAGUACACUAGUUUAGAUGAUGAUGUACAGAUGAUGUUAUAUUGUAAAGCAAUCAUGGGAAACAUAGAUGUUAUUAAAGGUGAACUAAAUGGCGAUAAAGUCAAGGCCAGUGCAAGCAUAGGAUAUCACUCGAGCAAGGGACUACCGGGGCCAGGAUUACCAGCUGAAUAUAUUGUAUAUCGAAAUACUCAAAUCAUGCCUAAUUUGAAAAUAACUUACAAGAAACGAAAAUAA
Rotaria sp. Silwood2 is the source of this 4641-nucleotide messenger RNA. The record is from the annotation of a GenBank genome assembly. NCBI's taxonomy places the organism in Eukaryota, Metazoa, Rotifera, Eurotatoria, Philodinida, Philodinidae.